AUGUUCGGCCAUGAUGGUGUCGUCUUCCUGUCUGUGUCAGUAUAUGGUGUAGGCGGAGAGACGGAGAACGUGGGAUACAAACAGAGCAGCAAGCAACGCAAAAUAAGCGGGAGACAAGAGGCUGGGAGAGUAUACAGUCGAGAAAAAACCGGCGACGCGCGGCAGCAAAGGUCGGACGGGACAGGACAAGACUGGACAGGGCGCGACGGGGCGAGAAGAGGGUGUUUCGUUCUCGUUGGGGUGGAGAAGGGAAGAGAGGAGAGCGAAGACAGAAUCUACGGGAAUGACAUUGAGUGGUGCGUGCUGGCAUUGGUGUAUUAUCUUGCUUGGGAAGGUGCAAGUGAGGGUAUUCGCAGCCGGACCGUGAAGUCAGCGCAGCUUGCAACAGCAGACUGUGCCGGCAAGUUCGAGUUGCUGGAAUCCUUUCAAGGCCAGGACAGGGGACAAAGGUCUCGUCAGAGGAGACUACGAGAUGAUGGAUCGCGUUUUUCCCAAUCGCGUAGAGAGCGUGGAAGAGUGGAAGCGAAAGGUCGGCUAUUCUGGGUGCCGCGACCAGUACUCAAGGACUGGGUGGAUAGAGGAAUCGCAGUUCUGAUCUGA
Ilyonectria robusta is the source of this 600-nucleotide messenger RNA. RefSeq lists its product as uncharacterized. The record is from RefSeq and is a predicted model, not a curated record. NCBI's taxonomy places the organism in Eukaryota, Fungi, Ascomycota, Sordariomycetes, Hypocreales, Nectriaceae. The transcript has a single exon. Bases 1 to 600 code for a protein of 199 amino acids.